Messenger RNA from Syngnathus acus (greater pipefish), 2933 nucleotides. RefSeq names its product regulatory factor X, 2 (influences HLA class II expression) (gene rfx2). Gene Ontology annotation, biological process: regulation of transcription by RNA polymerase II. NCBI's taxonomy places the organism in Eukaryota, Metazoa, Chordata, Actinopteri, Syngnathiformes, Syngnathidae. Gene Ontology annotation, molecular function: DNA-binding transcription factor activity, RNA polymerase II-specific; RNA polymerase II cis-regulatory region sequence-specific DNA binding. The record is from RefSeq and is a predicted model, not a curated record. Gene Ontology annotation, cellular component: nucleus. The coding region runs from base 49 to 2346 and encodes 765 amino acids. The transcript has 18 exons.
ACAUCUGAUGACGCGUCGUUGUUGUUUCCAACUUGGGCUGCUUUCAACAUGACUUUUCCCACUUGUUGCUAUGUUGUGGCGCUCUCGCUCGCUCGCUCGCUCGCUUUUGUGCGCGGCAGGCAGCACGAAGGAAGGGUCGGGCUAAGCAUGCAGAGCUCCGAGGGCGGCUCCGACACUCCGCCCAGCGUGGCGACGCUGCGGACGUCAUCGUCGGCCCAGGCCCCUGUCGUGCAACCCGUCCCGGCCUCCCAACAGAGAGCGCUGGUACAAGCCACAGGCUCAGUUCAGAAAGGAGGACAAGUACAGCAGCUUUCAGUAUCCAGGGCUCAACAGGUUCCACCUCAGGUGCAGCAAUCACAGCAUGUCUAUCCGUCCCAGGUGCACUACGUCGGGGAAGGCGGAGAGGCUGUUUACACCAACGGAACAAUUCGCACGGCCUACUACAACCCAGAGGCUCAGUUGUACGGCCAGAGCAGCGGGGGGUCCUACUUUGACUCGCAGGCCGGCGGAGCGCACGUGGCCACCGUGGUCUCUUCUGCCAGCGGUGGGGUGCCGCCUCAUAGCAUGGUGGGCAUCGCCAUGGACGUAAGCAGCAGCCAUAUCAUCUCCAGCGGCAGCACCUAUUUGAUCCACGGAGGAAACAUGGAAGGAAGCCGCAACCACAUAUCUCACUCUUCUCGCUCCUCUUCGGCCAUGCUUGAAAUGGCGAUUGAAAACCUCCAAAAGUCUGAAGGAAUUGCAAGUCACAAAAGCAGCCUGCUCAACAGCCAUCUCCAGUGGCUGCUGGACAACUACGAGACGGCGGAGGGCGUGAGCCUGCCCCGCUGCUCCCUCUAUAACCAUUACUUGCGCCAUUGCCAGGAGCAGAAACUAGAUCCGGUCAAUGCUGCCUCUUUUGGCAAGCUGAUCCGCUCCGUCUUCAUGGGCCUCAGGACCCGACGCCUCGGAACCAGAGGCAACUCAAAGUAUCAUUAUUAUGGCAUUCGGGUGAAGCCAGACUCACCGCUCAACCGGCUGCAAGAGGACACCCAGUACAUGGCCAUGAGGCAGCAGCCCGUCCACCAGAAACAAAGGUUCAAACCUCUGCAGAAGGUGGACGGAAUGCCCGACAACCUGUGCGUCAACUCUCAUUGUAACAACACUCCGGAACAGUCGGUGGCAGCUCAGAGCCAACACCAUCAGCAGUACAUCGACACAGCCCACAGUUUGCCCGAGUUCCCCGCUCCUGACGUGGGCACUCAGCCUCUGCCAGAGCGCAUCACUUUGAAUGACAUUAAGAAGCUGCAGAGCCUCUACAGAGACCACUGCGAGGCCACACUGGAUGUGGUGAUGAACCUCCAGUUCCACUACAUUGAGAAACUCUGGCAGACCUUUUGGUACUCAACAGCGACAUCUAGUGACGGGAGCACCACCAUCGCCAGCAGUGACGAUGAACUGGAAGGUGUGCUGCCCAGAGAGAAACUGGUGAAUCUUUGUAAAUAUGAACCAGUACGACUAUGGAUGAGGAGCUGCGAUCACAUCCUCUACCAGGCCUUGGUCGAGAUCCUCAUCCCAGAUGUGCUGCGCCCUGUCCCCAGCACUCUCACUCAGGCCAUCAGGAACUUUGCCAAGAGUCUGGAGGGAUGGCUGACUAACGCCAUGACCAGCUUCCCUCAAGAAAUCAUCCGCACUAAGGUGGCAGUGGUCAGUGCCUUUGCGCAGACGCUGAGACGUUACACCAGCCUCAACCACCUGGCCCAGGCGGCGCGUGCCGUCCUCCAGAACACCUCACAGAUCAACCAGAUGCUCUCCGACCUCAACCGGGUUGACUUUGCUAACGUCCAGGAGCAGGCGUCGUGGGUGUGCCAGUGCGACGAGAGCGUGGUGCAGCGUCUGGAGCAGGACUUCAAAGUCACCCUGCAGCAGCAGAGUUCUCUGGACCAGUGGGCCACUUGGCUGGACAACGUGGUCACUCAGGUUCUCAAGCCCCACCAGGGCAGCCCCAGCUUCCCCAAGGCAGCGCGGCAGUUUCUGCUGAAAUGGUCCUUCUACAGCUCCAUGGUCAUUCGAGACCUGACUCUGCGCAGUGCCGCCAGUUUCGGUUCCUUCCACCUGAUCCGCCUGCUGUACGAUGAGUACAUGUUCUACCUGGUGGAGCACCGUGUAGCUCAGGCCACUGGAGAGACGCCCAUCGCUGUCAUGGGGGAGUUCAGUGACCUGACCUCCAUGAUGCCAUCACUCAUGGAAAAAGAUGUGUCCUUCUCGGACGAGCUGAGUGACCUGGGUAGCGACGCCGACGUGUCCCGGAGCGAGCCGGCCGUGAAGCGGGAGCGCAUCGAAAUGAGCCACCCUCUGCAGGAGAUGUGAGGCCGCUCCGCUCCGCUCCCUCCGUGCAGGAGAUGUGAGGCCGUUCGGCCCGGCCCGGCCCACAUGGCGUCCUUCGCCCGUGUACAUUUUUUCGCCGCUUGAUCAAGUGGUUGUGAUGUCAGUCCUAGCAACGCUAACAGUGCUGCCUUUUCUUUUCCAAGGAAGCAAUCUCAACACACAACUAAUAUUCUCUUUUUGUUUUGUGCAACUGUGAAUGAGUUUGUGCAGUCCAUUAUUUUAUGGGUGGGUGGGUGGGGUGUAACGCGAUGUGUGCGGUGGUCAAGUGUUGUUGUUUUUUUUAUGAUUCAGCUUGUUUGAAUUCAAUUAGCUGUGCCAUGGUGUCAUUUGAGUGCCUUAGAUUGCUAACUUGGACUCUAGAUGUCAGGCUGUCCCCUCAGCUGUGCCUCGACCGCACUAUGAAUGUAUCGUCGGCAAACCUCAUCCAAGCAAGCACCUUUCACCAAGCAAAAGUGGAGGUGUGAGCGUGUGUGUGCAUGUGUGUUUACUUGUGGCCUCUGCUGCACUUUGCAGCUCACAAAAUGGGAAAAUCAAAUAAACAUGCAACUGAUGGACCCAAAGGACCUUAA